Striga asiatica is the source of this 493-nucleotide messenger RNA. Lineage: Eukaryota; Viridiplantae; Streptophyta; Magnoliopsida; Lamiales; Orobanchaceae. The record is from the annotation of a GenBank genome assembly.
AUUUCUACGAAUGGCGCCAGGAAAUCGUAAAAAUACAGUUAUUUCAAAAGCUUCUCUACAAAGUCUCCUUAACCAAGCUGCCAAGGAUAGCUCAACUGCUGCGUCAGCUCGUAUUGGAGUCAGAAAAAUUUUUAACCAAUCAAAUAUGUCAUCUGAUGGAGUGGCCAGAGCAAGUCGAACCACUGAAGUUCAUAAUGGUUCUUCUGGUGAUAAUACUACUGGAAAUCACACUAAUGAGAGUGGCAUUCCACAAACCCUUGAAGCUCCCAACCAAAAUCUGAAUUUGGAUGCAGCUGAAGGUUCAACUGGUAACCUUCAGGAGACAUCAGUCAAAGUUCAUAAUGGUUCUUCUGGUGAUAAUACUACAGCAAAUCACACUAAUGAGAGUGGCAUUCCACAAACCCUUGAAGCUCCCAACCAAAAUCUGAAUUUGGAUGCAGCUGAAGGUUCAACUGGUAACCUUGAGAAAUCAGUCAAAGGCUCAGAAGGAUGU